This is a messenger RNA of Lachancea thermotolerans CBS 6340, 2352 nucleotides long. It is a transcript of the gene LEU1, whose product is annotated as 3-isopropylmalate dehydratase LEU1. Gene Ontology annotation, cellular component: 3-isopropylmalate dehydratase complex. Gene Ontology annotation, molecular function: 4 iron, 4 sulfur cluster binding; 3-isopropylmalate dehydratase activity. The transcript has a single exon. Gene Ontology annotation, biological process: L-leucine biosynthetic process. The record is from RefSeq and is a predicted model, not a curated record. Bases 1 to 2352 code for a protein of 783 amino acids. NCBI's taxonomy places the organism in Eukaryota, Fungi, Ascomycota, Saccharomycetes, Saccharomycetales, Saccharomycetaceae.
AUGACUUACACACCUUCGAAGGGUCCCAAGACCCUUUACGACAAGGUCUUUGAUGCCCACGUUGUUCACAAGGACGAAUCAGGAUCAUACUUACUUUAUAUUGACAGACAUUUGGUCCAUGAAGUCACUUCCCCACAAGCCUUUGAGGGUUUGAAAGAUGCUGACAGAAAGGUCAGAAGAAGAGACUGCACUUUAGCGACGGUCGACCACAACAUUCCAACUUGGUCCAGAAAGAACUUCAAGAGCCCAGAAACCUUUAUCAAGGAAGCAGACUCUCUGCUGCAAGUGCAAACUCUGCAACAGAAUGUUAAAGACUUCGAUGUUCCCUUCUUUGGCAUGACAGAUGCCAGACAGGGUAUUGUUCAUAUCAUUGGACCUGAGCAAGGUUUUACUCUACCAGGUACCACCGUAGUCUGUGGUGACUCGCACACAUCGACCCACGGUGCCUUUGGCUCGUUAGCGUUUGGUAUCGGAACUUCUGAGGUUGAACACGUUCUCGCCACACAGACGAUCAUCCAAGCCAAAUCCAAAAACAUGAGAAUUUUCGUGGAGGGCAAACUGAGUCCAGGCGUCACUUCCAAGGACCUUAUUUUGCACGUAAUCGGAGUUAUUGGUACCGCUGGAGGUACUGGCUGUGUUAUUGAGUUCGCAGGUGAGGCUGUGGAGGAGUUAUCGAUGGAAGCGCGUAUGUCCAUCUGUAAUAUGGCGAUCGAAGCUGGUGCUAGGGCUGGUAUGAUCAAGCCUGACCAAAUUACUUUCGACUACGUGAAGGGUAGACCAUUGGCCCCCAAGGAGCAGGAAUGGGAGAAGGCUGUUGCCUAUUGGAACACCCUGCACACCGACGAGGGUGCCCAGUUCGACUACGACAUAAAAAUCAAGUCCAAGGACAUCAUCCCCACUAUAACGUGGGGAACUUCACCUCAAGAUGCACUGCCUAUUACGGCCUCUGUGCCAGACCCUACUAAUGUGUCUGACCCUAUCAAGAAGUCCAUGAUGGAGGGUGCUUUGAAGUACAUGGGUUUGAAGCCUAACACCCCUCUCAAGGAGAUCUCGAUUGAUAAGGUCUUUAUUGGAUCAUGUACCAAUGCGCGUAUUGAGGAUCUGAGAGCUGCUGCCGCGGUUGUUAAGGGUCACAAGAAAGCCGAAUCUGUGAAGUUGGCCAUGGUCGUUCCCGGGUCCGGUCUGGUUAAACAGCAGGCGGAGAAAGAAGGCCUAGACAGAGUGUUUGAGGAGGCUGGUUUUGAAUGGAGAGAAGCCGGCUGCUCGAUGUGUCUUGGUAUGAACCCUGACAUUUUGGACCCCGAGGAACGUUGUGCUUCAACUUCAAACAGAAACUUCGAAGGUCGCCAAGGUGCCAGAUCUCGUACCCACCUGAUGUCUCCUGCAAUGGCUGCUGCUGCUGGUAUUGAAGGCCGUUUUGUUGACAUCAGAGAGUUCCAGUACAAAGAUAACGAUGUUCCAAAGGUUUCUAUUGAGCAAGAGACCGAGGACAAGGCUUUGCAAGACGCUGUCUACGAGCAUGAAAAGCAACCACUGCCAGAAGGCGAAUCAGUUCAAGAGCAAAAGGAUGAUGAGGUGAAGGAUAUUCCUGCCACCAACCACACGAUUCACGAAAGCCCAAUCAAAAACGGUAAGGCUUCCUCUGCUCCAGCCGGUAUGGAGCCUUUCCUGACCGUUAGUGGUGUUGCUGCUCCUGUUGACAAGGCCAACGUUGACACUGACGCUAUCAUUCCAAAACAAUUUUUGAAAACCAUCAAAAGAACUGGGCUGAAAAAGGGUUUGUUCUACGAGUGGCGUUUCACCAAGGACGAAAAUGGCAAUGAAGUUUCACUGAACUACAUUUUGGACACUGAACCUUACGCCAAAUCAAAAAUUCUUGUUGUCACAGGUGAUAACUUUGGGUGUGGUUCAUCCAGAGAGCAUGCCCCUUGGGCCUUGAAAGAUUUUGGCAUCAAGUCAAUCAUCGCACCAUCUUUCGGUGACAUUUUCUAUAACAACUCAUUCAAAAACGGUUUGUUGCCUAUAAGGCUUCCUCAAGAAGUUAUUCUAGAAAAGCUAUACCCUGUUGCUCAAUCCGCAGGCUCCCUAGUUAUUGACCUUCCCAACCAACAAAUCCUGGACUCCAACAACAACGUGUUAGUGGAGCACUUUGAUGUUGAAGACUUCAGAAAACAUUGCUUGGUUAACGGUUUGGAUGACAUCGGUAUCACUUUGCAGAAGGAGGAGCUCAUUUCGAAGUACGAGGCCAAGAGAAAAGUUGAGUUCUCCUUCUUGGAAGGUGGCUCUGGUGGAGUUAGACCUAUUGUGGGUUCCAAAAAGAGCCCUUACGGAAAUACCGCUCAAGAGUGGUGA